Messenger RNA from Neodiprion virginianus, 3150 nucleotides. RefSeq names its product lactosylceramide 4-alpha-galactosyltransferase-like. Gene Ontology annotation, biological process: glycosphingolipid biosynthetic process. Gene Ontology annotation, molecular function: alpha-1,4-N-acetylgalactosaminyltransferase activity. The record is from RefSeq and is a predicted model, not a curated record. Bases 693 to 1799 code for a protein of 368 amino acids. Lineage: Eukaryota; Metazoa; Arthropoda; Insecta; Hymenoptera; Diprionidae. The transcript is spliced from 6 exons.
UUUUUUUUUUUAUUUUGUCGGUCGGGGAAAAAGUGGGCGUUUCAAACCCCUAAAUGUGCAGCCGGGUCAAUCGGAUGUAUUUCAACAAAUCGUGAUUUCUCUACAUGAUCGACCGAGCGCAGCACCGCUUUUCGUUUUAAUCGCAGAACCUUUAAACGCCGCGACCAAAUCGAAACCGGCUCGUUCUGCUUUCGUUAUUCGGCUAAUCAGGUUGGAUAUCGCCGUGCGGAUAAUAGGGCGAAGCUCGUAUCGUCGUGUCUUUUUCGAUCAAACGUAAUCGUAGCUCUGCGACAAAACCUGGAUUGCAGCAUGAAUAAUCUGGAGUGCGGUGUUCGUCUGUGAAAUUACUGUUAAUUAUUCAAAUCAAGAAACAUUGAUGCUUGAAAAACUGACUCGCCUGGAUAUUGUCCACCCUAGGACAAGUUUGAAAAAAGCUCCAAAGCUAGGGAGUGACGUUAUCGGUUUAAAAAGCAAAGUUGUUGAUUAUAAAAUCUCAGCGAUAAUACCAGGGGUCACGAAAAUAUCAAGGAUCGUGUCGAUUCGACCGAGGAGAUAUGAUGAAACAUAAAAUGAAUUCGUUAGUUGGGACUUGACGAGAGAAGUGAAAAGGAAUUGAAAAGAAGAAAAAAUACAAGGUACCCGAAUUCAGAUGUGAACUGCAUUCAUAACAUCGUUGGUAAUAUCAUUGCGCGAUGAAGACCGAAGGAAAGUUUCUUAACAAGGUUUUAUCGAUAAGAUUUACGAAAAUGAGGAAACGGCUCGUGCUCGGAUUCGCCAGUGUGGUAUUCCUCUUCAUCCUAGUGAUAUCGAGCGACAGUGACAUGAUACAAAGGGUUACACCCUUCUUGGGAUACGCUCAGGAACGCGACGUAUCCUGCUACGAAGAGUCCUCGACGAUCGACUCGAUCGAGCAAUUCGAAUCCGAAGAAGGUACGAUUUCGGAAAGACGGAUAUUCUUCCACGAGACGUCUUGCUUCGGGGAGGAAGGCGCCAUCCUAAACGCCCGUCAAGCUUGCGCCGUCGAAUCGGCGGCGAUGAUGAACCCGAAGACGACGGUUUACCUUCUCUUCGUAAGUCCGGUAAAGUUCUCGAACGCCUCUAAAGAGAUAGUCAGGCAGUUGACGAGCUACGAGAACGUCAGGAUACGACACAUUUCCAUGGAGAGGUACACGAAGGGAACCCCGAUCGAGGAAUGGUACGCCACGGACGUUCUUAAGACAAGUCGAUGGCCCAGGAGUCACAUGUCGGACAUACUGAGGUACCUCACCCUCUGGAAAUACGGUGGGAUUUACCUCGACCUCGACGUCGUCGUCACAUCGAGUCUGGAACACCUGACGAAUUUCGCUGGUGCCGAAGACUGGGAAGAUGUGGCUGCCGGUGUUUUGGGCUUCGAGAAAUCGAGCUUGGGUCGAAGGAUGGCUGACGCUUGUCUGCGGGACCUGAAGACCAACUUCCGGGGUGACGUGUGGGGCAAUAACGGUCCUGGGGUGAUAACGAGGAUCCUCCAAAAGCUCUGCGCUACCAAAUACGCUCGAGAUAUGACGACGAUUCGGUGCCAUGGUUUCACCGUCUAUCCACCAUCGACUUUCUACCCGAUCCAUUACAAGAAAUGGAAACGCUACUUCGAGGAGACGGACAGAAACUCGACGUUCAAAAUGCUCGAGGAUUCCCUCGUCAUUCACGUAUGGAACAAGCUAAGCAAGGACCAAAAAAUCAACGUCGGUAGUCGGGCUCCUUAUGCCGUUAUUGCUCAAAAACAUUGUCCCAAAGUCUACAGUCACUGCGGGAAAGUAUUUUGAAGGGAAACUGUAAGUAUUACUUUUAUAAGCAAUGCGAAAGAAAUUGUACGUAUGUACAACAACAUGUUAGGUGUGUUGGAAAUUUUUAAUGAAAUUGCAGAAAUCGAUGUUAAGCAGCGGGAUGCGAAUGCCGAGUUUUGUGAAUAUGGCUGAUUAUUCGUACACGUAUCAAUGCAGUGGACAAGCAUACAUAUCAAUUCUUGAAGAAAUAAAUGUGCAUUAUUUUCAUGCCAAAAUUUUAAAGCAGAUAUCAACUGUUACAAAUAGAACACAUAUCGGUUCACCGUAUCAAUUAUACCAAGUCUGUAAUAUACCUUGAAUGAAAUACUGGGUCAAUCUGUGGAUUGUCGUUUCAAGAUUCAUGGCGAUUUCGAACAUUGUCAUUCACGGCUAAAAGUCGAAUUUCUCCAUGAAGGGGGGCCAUUCAAGUAUAUUAGUCACCUUAUAGCAGUAGACGUUUCAGGUAAGCGUUAGCUAUCACAGGAAAUUCGAAGUGAAGUGCGUGCUCAAAGCCAAUACACCGCCUGCUUGAAAAUAAUGACAAAUUUUCUUUAAAAAGAGGUGUUAAUAGUGCAUGAUUUGCUCAAUAAUAAUAUCUUAGUAAAUGUAAUGUUUGUUGCGUGUAUUUAAGAAGAAAGACAAUAUAUAGUGUAUUUAAUACUCAAUGAAUAAUGAAUUCACCUUUUACUGAACAUUUUAAUGUCUAUUAAUAAUUAAUAAUAAUUAAUAUUUAAUAAGGUAGGAAUAAAUUGACCGGAAUAUGACUACAAAUAGUAGUCCACAAAACAAGCCACGUUACUAAUCGUUGUCACUUAUAGGUGUGGGAUGAAAAAAUACCCAAAACAUUUGUUAGUCAAUACUUGAUUGGCUCCAUUAAUCGGUAAGGUUACGUUCAAAGUGAGCAAGCUCUACAUCUGCAGAGGGGAUGAUGAAUUCAUCUUUACAUUGAAAAUAUUUGUCAAUUUGACGUAGAUAUUCGAUAUCAAGAUUGAUUUAUUAUAUUGCAUGCAUUCUGGUGAUUGAUGUGGCGCAAUUCGAGUUGUAAAUCCAAAAUAAACGUAAAAUUGAGAAACGACUUCAUAAUCUUAAAUCUUUAUAUACCUGUGCUCUAUAAGUCUGAAACACGUUGAGUUAUUUUUACUGGCAAUGGAGUUACAGAUAAAAUAAAGUGACAAUACAUUAUCAGAAAUAAGUGAUACACGAAUAUUGUCAGAUUUUAGAAUUUUCCAUCUAACAACUGUGAUGCUAAAUCAUAAAAAGAGCGAACGGUGAAGAUAUGCUUAUUAAUAACGUUAAUUCAAGGGAAUCGAAUAUUCAUGAAUCAUAAGUAAUUGGUUCGAACACUCCGAAU